Lagopus muta (rock ptarmigan) is the source of this 1093-nucleotide messenger RNA. RefSeq names its product thymocyte nuclear protein 1 (gene THYN1). The transcript has 7 exons. The record is from RefSeq and is a predicted model, not a curated record. The coding region runs from base 148 to 762 and encodes 204 amino acids. Gene Ontology annotation, cellular component: nucleus. NCBI's taxonomy places the organism in Eukaryota, Metazoa, Chordata, Aves, Galliformes, Phasianidae.
ACGGUUACAGACUUCCGACUCCAACAGGGCGGGGGACGGCGCGUUUCCUCCGCCCGCGCCGAAGCUCGGGCAAAGCGAGAGCAUCCUUAACCCGAACGGCGGCCGGAGCCGGUGCUUCUCAGUGAAGAGGAUUCAAAGAGCCCAGAGAUGCCUUGGCCAAGCAGAAAGAGAGACAAAGGAGCAGUAGCAGAUAAAAAGGAGCCUGAUGCUAAAAUUGCCAAGACUGAGGAGGAGAAUGAAGAUAAGGAGGAAGAGGAAAAGUCCACAAAACCUCCAGCUGGGAGCUCCAAGUCAGGAUGGAAGAACUGGAAAAAGGCAAAAGAGUCUGAUUCUGGUGGGGAGGAAAGCAAGAUAACAUAUUGCCAUUGGCUUCUGAAAUCGGAACCAGAGAGCAGGCUUGAGAAGGGAGUGGAUGUGAAAUUCAGCAUUGAAGACUUGAAGGCUCAGCCCAAUCAGACAACCUUCUGGGAAGGAGUAAGAAACUACCAGGCAAGGAACUUCCUGAGAGCCAUGAAACUUGGGCAACAGGCAUUCUUCUAUCACAGUAACUGCAAGGAGCCUGGCAUUGUUGGCAUUGUCAAGAUUGUAAAGGAAGCAUACCCUGAUCACACACAGUUCGAUCAGAAGGAUCCUCAUUACGAUUCCUCCAGCAGGAAAGAGAACCCCAAAUGGUCCAUGAUCUUCCCUGCAUGGAGGUCAGUUCUGCAUCCAUUGCAGAAUGCUGGGUCAGGAAGAACAAACAUCCUCAAGCAUUACUCUUAGUCUGUAGCAAUGAAAACUAUGGUUUUGAUUCAUACUACAUUAUAAGGAAGUGACUGCUCACAAGCUGGCUAUAAAACCUGCAGCUUUGUUUUAUAUUGUCUGUGACCACAUAAAGGUAUGUUUCUAGUGCAUGGUGCUGAGAUUGAUGGAAACAAGUGGCCUGCCAGAAGCAUCUGAGAUUUUCAGCCUUCAGCAAGAAAAAACUUCCGUACCAUUACAAGAUGCUGUACAUUGGUCAUUUGAUUCAGCUUAAAAUCCUCAUUUCCCCAAAGAUCUUAUGUGUUAUCUGGAUGCUAAAUCCUUCUUCAUCCAUGCUCCUCUGCUGCUCAUC